ACACCGGUACAUAGGCGCGGGCCGGCGUGUCCUUGGGCUAGACAGCGGGAUGUCUGCCCAAGAGUCUGAUCGUUUGUGGUGUUGAUCAGCCCGGACCGAAUUUAAAAUGGGUGAUGUUGAAAAAGGCAAGAAGAUUUUUGUUCAAAAGUGUGCCCAGUGCCACACUGUGGAAAAAGGAGGCAAGCAUAAGACUGGACCAAACCUCCAUGGUCUGUUUGUGCGGAAGACAGGCCAGGCUGCUGGAUUCUCUUACACAGAUGCCAACAAGAACAAAGGCAUCACUUGGGGAGAGGAUACCCUGAUGGAGUAUUUGGAAAAUCCCAAAAAGUACAUCCCUGAAACAAAAAUGAUCUUCGCUGGAAUUAAGAAGAAGGGAGAAAGGGCGGACCUAAUAGCUUAUCUUAAAAAGGCUACUAAUGAAUAAUUCCACUGCCUUAUUUAUUACAAAA
Rattus rattus (black rat) is the source of this 449-nucleotide messenger RNA. Its product is annotated as cytochrome c, somatic-like. Gene Ontology annotation, molecular function: heme binding; electron transfer activity. Gene Ontology annotation, cellular component: mitochondrial intermembrane space. Gene Ontology annotation, biological process: mitochondrial electron transport, cytochrome c to oxygen; mitochondrial electron transport, ubiquinol to cytochrome c. The transcript has a single exon. The record is from RefSeq and is a predicted model, not a curated record. Lineage: Eukaryota; Metazoa; Chordata; Mammalia; Rodentia; Muridae. The coding region runs from base 107 to 424 and encodes 105 amino acids.